Cloeon dipterum is the source of this 747-nucleotide messenger RNA. Its product is annotated as peptidoglycan recognition protein-like. Lineage: Eukaryota; Metazoa; Arthropoda; Insecta; Ephemeroptera; Baetidae. The record is from RefSeq and is a predicted model, not a curated record. Bases 2 to 637 code for a protein of 211 amino acids. The transcript has 2 exons. Gene Ontology annotation, molecular function: zinc ion binding; N-acetylmuramoyl-L-alanine amidase activity. Gene Ontology annotation, biological process: peptidoglycan catabolic process.
UAUGAUGAGCACUAUAGCUACGCCAAUUUUUGGUGCGCACGGCACUUCUCUGUUGGAUUCUGCACAAAGAUAUUCAGUAAAAAUGAAGGUUGCUGCUGUCUUUGCUCUUUUCAUUGCUGGCACCUUUGGUGCCUGCCCUGAAAUCGUACCGAGGGCCGAUUGGGGCGCUCGUCCGCCGUACAGCGUUUCCUACCAACCGCUUCCCAUUCCUUACGUGGUGAUCCACCACGCCGUGUCCGAAUCCUGCUACGACCUGGACACGUGCGCCGCCUUGAUUCGUGGAAUGCAGGACGAGCACAUGGACGUCAACGGCUGGUCCGACAUCGGCUUAAAUUUUCUGGUCGGGGAAGACGGCCGCGUCUACGAGGGCAGGGGCUGGCAGGCGAUCGGCUCGCACACGCCCGGCUUCAGCUCAAUCAGCAUCGGCGUCUGUUUCAUCGGCACUUUCAACGACUACGCGCCCUACGACAUCGCCUUGGACGCGGCCAAAUUGCUCAACGAGUGCGGCGUUGAGCAAGGCUACCUCUACCCAAACUUCGGGCUCAUGGGCCACAGACAGGCGGUGAGCACAGAGUGCCCUGGAAAUGCUCUUUAUGAUGAGAUCAUCAACUGGCCAAAUUAUGUGCCUGUUCCCUAACAAGUAAUGCGAAUGGGAAAAUUAAAAAUAAAAAGAGACUUUUAGCCUAGCUCACUCUAUGAACAUUUGGAACAUUUUACAUUUUUUUGUUCAGUGUCUUAAAGUGGACC